UUUGACAGUUAUUCUCCAACAUUUGAACUGUAGACAAGAUGAAGCCACAAACUCUGUGUUUAUACGUCCUCAUAGUGGCAUUUCUUCUUGCCACUGAAAUGCCAAGAGUUCAUGGAAUCGGAAUAGUUUUAACUUACCAGUUGUUACGCCUUGCUGCAAAAGAACUACAUCAUCUGAUAAAAGGUGCAGGUACUGGUACUAACGAUAUUCCGUUGGAUCACCCACCAAUGCAGCAAGCAGUGACUAUUAUCCUUAACAACCCAAAAUUGAUAGAGGAAGAUGGAAGCGAAAGCGAUAAUAGUCAAUCGCUUAUGAAUAUAGAUACUUCGCAGAAAACAGAUGAUAUCGGUGAAGAUAAGGAGACGGCAUCAGAAAGACUUGAAUUAAUAAAAAAGAUACGAAAAUGGAUAAGGGCUUUUAGAGGGUAUUCUAGUCCCAUACAUAGAACUUAAAGGAAUGCAGGUUCAAAAAGUUUAUUCAAAUGUAGUCUACUAUUGGUAUUAUACAAAUUUCUAAUUACAUUGUUUUACUUCAUACAAGUAUUGCUAGUCUAAAGAAAGUGUAAGAGAAGAGUAAAUAAAA
This is a messenger RNA of Bactrocera dorsalis (oriental fruit fly), 582 nucleotides long. RefSeq lists its product as uncharacterized. The record is from RefSeq and is a predicted model, not a curated record. Lineage: Eukaryota; Metazoa; Arthropoda; Insecta; Diptera; Tephritidae. Bases 39 to 452 code for a protein of 137 amino acids. The transcript has 2 exons.